Messenger RNA from Alosa sapidissima (American shad), 1054 nucleotides. RefSeq names its product heat shock protein nuclear import factor hikeshi (gene hikeshi). Gene Ontology annotation, cellular component: cytosol; nucleus. The record is from RefSeq and is a predicted model, not a curated record. Gene Ontology annotation, biological process: protein import into nucleus. The transcript is spliced from 5 exons. Gene Ontology annotation, molecular function: Hsp70 protein binding; nuclear import signal receptor activity. NCBI's taxonomy places the organism in Eukaryota, Metazoa, Chordata, Actinopteri, Clupeiformes, Clupeidae. Bases 319 to 909 code for a protein of 196 amino acids.
UAGUUUCACACUACUGCUAGAACUUUCCGAGCGUAGGCAACGAAAACUGAACGUAACCAGCGAUUUUAUUCAAGGGUUCUCUGUUUUAAGGGCCAUAGUCUUUGCAUGUGAGGGGCUCACAAAUCACAGUCCUAUGGACAAUUUAAAGAAAACAUGGAGCAUUUUGAUAACACUUUAGUGACUAUGGCGAGAUGAUGGAUCGCUGGCCGUAUACAGUAUAAAUUGUUGUUGACGCGACCUACUGUAUCGUCAUUUAUUUAACUUGGCUUACAACAGCACAUCUUGGCACUAAGUUAACUAACCCCCCUUGCAGAUAGAAUGUUUGGAUGUCUCGUCGCAGGCAGGCUGGUCCAAACAGAUGCCCAACAAGUGGCCAAUGACAAGUUUAUUUUCAACUUACCUGAUUAUGAAAACGUCAACCAUGUCGUAGUCUUCAUGCUGGGUACAGUGCCUUUUCCCACCGGCAUGGGUGGUGCCGUGUACUUCUCUUUCCCUGACCCAAACUGCGGGCAGGUGUGGCAGCUGCUAGGUUUUAUAACAAACGAGAAGCCCAGUGCCAUAUUCAAAAUAUCAGGUCUUAAAGCGGGCGAAGGUGGAGUCCAUCCUUUCGGGGUGAUGCCAGCGCAGGCACCUUCAGUAGCGCAGGUUGGGGUGUCAGUAGAGACAUUGGAUCAGCUCGCCCAACAAACUCCAGCAGCCGCUUCAGCAGUGUCAACCCUGGACACUUUCACCCAGUUCACCCAGAAGAUGCUGGAAAGCUUAUACAAUUUUACUUCAUCCUUUGCCAUGACUCAAGCUCAGAUGACACCAAACCCAUCAGAGAUGUUUAUUCCUGCAAGUUCUAUUCUAAAAUGGUAUGAAAAUUUUCAGAGACGAUUGCAGCAGAACCCCUACUUCUGGAAGACAUGAAAUAUUUGCAAGAACCACUACAAUCUGCAUCAUGAUUUUCCAUGUGCCAAGAGACAGCACAUUUAUGUAACAUGAGUACUAAUGUGUGAUCGCAAAUUGAUACUUUUCUAUUGAUGGUUUCAUUAAACAGAAGCACUCCUCUUGU